AUGGAUUCUUCAUCGAAGACGGGCUUUAUGCGUGCUGUCCAGUGGGAGGGCAACGUCCGCGACAUGUCUGUCAACAUCAUCCCACGUCCCAAGCUCAUCGAGCCAGAAGAUGCAAUCGUACGUAUCACUACUUCCGCCAUAUGCGGUUCUGAUCUUCAUAUCUACCAUGGACUCUUCGGCACCGAAGAGAAGUUCGGCAUGGGUCAUGAGGCUGUUGGAAUUGUCGAGGAAGUCGGCCCAGCUGUGGACUUUUUGAAGCCCGGCGACCGAGUCCUGAUUCUGGCCUUUGCUGAGGACGGGAACUUACUGCCCAAGCCCACAAUGCUUGUGACGGAUCAGCCUAUUAUUGGCUUUGGACUUGGUGGAAUGUUCCAUGGCGAUACAGGACUGCAGGCUGAAUAUGCUCGCAUCCCAUGGGCUGACUCAUCUUUGGCGAAGCUUCCAGAGAAGCUCGAUGACAAGGAAUGGCUGCCUCUUACUGAUGCAUUUCCUACUGGCUGGACCGCUAUUGACUUCUCCGGCUUUGAAGCUGGCGAUACUGUCGCUGUCUUCGGUGCUGGUGCCAUUGGACUCAUGGCUGCAUACAGCGCCAUAAUUCGCGGCGCCGCACAUGUCUACGUAAUUGACCAUGUUGCCUCGCGCCUCGCCAAGGCUGCUUCCAUUGGUGCGCAGCCCAUCAACUUCACACGUGGAGGCAAAGCAUCUGAUCAGAUCCUUGCUCUACGCCCUCAAGGAGUCACUCGGUCUAUCGACGCCGUGGGUGAAGUCUGCCUCAAUGAUGACCUCAAGCCGCAGCAGGAUUAUAUCCUCCGCGAAGCUGUGAAGAUCACUACUUCUGGCGGAGGCAUUGGCGUCAUCGGGGGACACAUCGCUGCAUUGGUCACUGAAUUUGGUGGCAGAGGAGUAGUUCACAAGCCUGACUUGAAGGCUGAGAUCAAGUUCCCGAUGGCUGAGGCCUGGAUCAAGGGAAUCCGUAUCCAAGGUGGACAUGUGAACAUCAAGGGAAACAUCAAGGCUCUAGUGGAGCUCGUGAAGAGCGGAAGGGCAAGGCCUGGUUUUAUUUUCUCAAAUGAGUACAACUUGGAGGAUGCACCAAUCGCUUAUAGACGAUUUGAGCAGUGGGAAGAAACGAAGGUGACAUUGAAGGGAGCCCGCAAGCCAAGCGAUGGGCACGCCCUGGAGAUCCGCAAUGGCAGCAACGGAGCGCAAGCCACCAAUGGUGCAUAA
Messenger RNA from Fusarium musae, 1227 nucleotides. RefSeq lists its product as uncharacterized. The transcript has 2 exons. Bases 1 to 1227 code for a protein of 408 amino acids. Gene Ontology annotation, molecular function: oxidoreductase activity; zinc ion binding. NCBI's taxonomy places the organism in Eukaryota, Fungi, Ascomycota, Sordariomycetes, Hypocreales, Nectriaceae. The record is from RefSeq and is a predicted model, not a curated record.